GGGCUGGCAGCGGAAGCGGCCGUCGGCCGGCUGACCCGUGCACCAUGGCGGCUGCGGCCGCCUCCCCGGCGUUGAAGCGACUGGAUCUGCGCGACCCCGCGGCGCUUUUCGAGACUCAUGGAGCUGAGGAGAUCCGCGGGCUGGAGCGCCAGGUUCGGGCCGAGAUCGAGCACAAGAAGGAGGAGCUGCGACAGAUGGUGGGAGAGCGGUACCGCGACCUGAUCGAGGCGGCCGACACCAUCGGGCAGAUGCGGCGCUGCGCUGAGGGGCUGGUGGACGCGGUGAAGGCCACCGACCAGUACUGCGCCCGCCUGCGCCAGGCCGGCUGGCCGCGGCCCCCGCGCGCCCCGCAGCCACAGCCACCAUCCCAGGAGAAGUUCUACAGCAUGGCUGCCCAGAUCAAACUACUCUUAGAAAUCCCUGAGAAGAUCUGGAGCUUCAUGGAAGCCUCUCAGUAUCUCCAUGCCACACAGCUCUACCUGCUCUGCUGCCACCUUCACAGUCUGCUCCAGCUGGAUUCUUCUAGUUCCCGAUACAACCCCAUCCUUUCCCGAUUUCCUAUACUCAUCCGGCAGGUAGCAGCAGCCAGCCACUUCCGAUCAACCAUUCUGCACGAAAGCAAGAUGCUACUCAAAUGCCAAGCUGUGUCUGACCAAGCUAUAGCUGAGGCCCUCUGCUCUAUAAUGCUCUUAGAAGAGAGUUCUCCCCGCCAAGCCCUCACCGACUUCCUGUUGGCCAGAAAGACAACUAUUCAGAAACUUCUCAACCAGCCACACCAUGGUGCUGGCAUCAAGGCCCAGAUUUGCUCUUUAGUGGAGUUGCUGGCCACCACUUUGAACCAGGCUCAUGCCCUUUUCUACACUUUGCCAGAAGGUCUGCUGCCAGAUCCAUCCCUGCCGUGUGGCUUGCUCUUCUCUACUCUGGAGACCAUCACAGGCCAGCACCCUACUGGAAAGGGCAUCAGUGUUCUGAAAGGGGAGAUGAAGCUCUGCAGCUGGUUCAGACGCCUGCCAGCAUCCGUCAUCAAGUUCCAGCCAGCACUCCGAACCCUUGCACAUCCCAUCAGCCAGGAGUACCUGAGAGACACGCUGCAGAAAUGGAUCCACAUGUGUAACGAAGACAUCAAAAAUGGGAUCACCAACCUGCUUAUGUAUGUGAAGAGCAUGAAGGGUCUUGCAGGGAUCCGAGAUGCCAUGUGGGAGUUACUUACCAAUGAGUCCACCAGUCACAACUGGGAGGUGGUGUGUCAGCGGCUUCUGGAGAGGCCACUCUUAUUCUGGGAGGACAUGAUGCAGCAGCUCUUCCUGGACCGGUUACAGACUCUGACAAAAGAAGGCUUUGAAUCCAUCUCCAGGAGCUCCAAAGAACUCCUGGUCUCAGCUUUGCAGGAGCUUGAGAGCAGCACCAGCAACUCCACAUCAAAUAAGCACAUCCACUUUGAGCAGAACAUGUCUGUCUUCCUCUGGUCAGAGAGUCCCAGUGACCUGCCUCCAGAUGCUGCCUGGGUUAAUGUGGCAAACCGGGGUCAGUUUGCCAGUAGUGGCCUCUCAAUGAAAGCCCAAGCUAUCAGCCCUUAUGUACAGAACUUCUGCUCUGCCCUAGAUUCCAAACUGAAGGUUAAAUUGGAUGACCUCCUGGCUUACCUUCCCUCUGAUGAUGUGCCUCUGCCCAAGGAUGCUGUCCCCACUCAGACCAAGAGCUCUGCCUUUGACAGAUAUGCAGAUGCUGGGACUGUGCAGGCCAUGCUGCAGACGCACUCGGUGGCAUGCAUCAAGCACAUCCUAGAUGGCAUCCAGGUGGAGCUGCAGAACAUUGAGGAAGUUGUGCAAGGCCAGCAGGAUGUGCUCCAAGGCACCAAGGUGCACGCCGUGCUUUUCAUGGCCAGACUCUGCCAGUCUCUAGGAGAACUGUGCCCCCACCUGAAACAGUGUAUUGUGGGAAAGUCCAGGAGCUCUGACAAACCAUCAAGGGAGGCUAGGGCUCUGAAAAAGCAGGGGAAGAGCAAAGCCCAGGAAAUCCUUCCUGUACAGGCCAAAUGGCAGGAAGUUAAAGAUGUACUCCUCCAGCAGAGUGUGAUGGGCUACCGGGUCUGGAGCUCAGCGGUCGUGAAGGUUCUGAUUCAUGGAUUCACCCAGUCAUUGCUUUUAGAUGAUGCCGGUUCAGUCCUGGCCACAGCUACCAACUGGGAUGAAUUAGAAAUUCAAGAGGAGACAGAGUCUGGCAGCAGCGUCACAUCGAAGAUCAGACUUCCUACACAGCCAUCCUGGUAUGUACAGUCCUUCCUGUUCAGCUUAUGCCAGGAAAUUAAUCGGGUUGGAGGUCAUGCUUUGCCAAAGGUGACGCUGCAGGAGAUGCUGAAAAGCUGCAUGUUUCAAGUGGUAGCUGCCUAUGAGGAACUUUCUGAAGAAAAGCAGAUUAAGAGAGAAGGUGCAUUCCCAGUAACCCAGAACCGGGCACUGCAGCUCCUCUAUGACCUGCGCUACCUCAGCAUCGUUCUGACAGCCAAGAGUGAGGAGGCGAAGAGUGGCCGCAACAAACCAGACUCCAGGAUUGAGAAAGUGACUGACCAUCUGGAGGCACUCAUCGAUCCAUUUGACCUGGAUGUUUUCACGCCACACUUCAACAGCAACCUUAACCACCUGGUGCAGCGGACUUCUGUUCUGUUUGGUUUGGUUACCGGCACUGAUAAUCAGUUCACCCCCCGGAGUGGCACAUUCAACUCCCAGGAGCCCCACAACAUUCUGCCACUGGCAUCAAGUCAGAUCAGGUUUGGACUUCUUCCACUGAGCAUGACAAGCACUCGGAAGGCUAAAUCAACCAGCAGAAGCACUGAAACAAAAACCCAGGUACCUCUGCUCAUUUGUUUCAAAUCCACACCAAUCUUUCCAGUUUAAGUGAUGGAAUGAGACCCCCUGUCAUAUUAGGGGUGACUUCAAGCAAAAGUAAAUCCUUGUCCAAUACUUUGACAGUCCUUGUUACUUCAGGUAUCAGUUCGGGCAGCUUAUGUUUCUUCAGUACUUGUAUGUGCUUAAUUUUCUCCACUGCAGGGGGAAUUUUCAGUGAGAUCACAUAAGCUUCUGAUACAAGUUUGUGAGUAAGACAGUCAUUACUACUCCUUGACUUUUGGAACUGUGCAGUAGAGUCUGGGGUGCAGACUCUGAAAGGAAUAUUGGUACAGAGUUAACCUGGGUACACAAGGACAUCCUCCCUAGAAAUACAAAUAUAUAACAGAGAGGAGACAAUUACUAGGGAGGGUGCUUCACUUCCACAAUCUAAACUGGAUGGAUCCGAUUAUUCUCCUGUUACAACAGAGUACUUUCCACAGAACAUGUACAUACUAAGAGGUAGUAUGGCAGUUAAUUUCAGUGCAAGACUGAAUCAAGCUUACUAUAUUUUGGGGAAAAAAAAAAAAUACCCUUGUGUUUUUUCAUGGAAACUAGAUACUCUUUACUAGUUUAUUGAAUUAAAAAAUUGAAGAUCCCGCAUUUUUAAAAGGCCCUUUACAUAAAGUAGAACUUCUAAUUGACAGAUUUGAAGAUCAGUCUGAACUGGACACACUAUGGAUGCAACACACAGAUGAGAUUUCCUCACACCACUUCCUUGACAUGGAUUUGAUACCCUCCCUCAAAAGAAUCCUAUAAAAAAAUUGCUUCAAAGCCCCUUUGAAAUUGCAAUAGUGCAGCAAAACCACAAGUAAACAAUUGCCUGUUAACCUGUUAUUUCAAAUAUAGACUGAAAAGCCAACAGGCA
Molecule: messenger RNA, 3750 nt
Organism: Marmota monax (woodchuck)
Lineage: Eukaryota; Metazoa; Chordata; Mammalia; Rodentia; Sciuridae
Gene: Cog1
Product: component of oligomeric golgi complex 1
Exons: 14
Coding region: 45-2894 (949 amino acids)
Biological process (GO): intra-Golgi vesicle-mediated transport
Cellular component (GO): COG complex; Golgi apparatus
Source: RefSeq, a predicted model, not a curated record